AUGCAGUUGGACGGAUACAUAGCGAGAAAAUACAAAUCUGGAACCGUUCUUGGUUCUAUACUGGAUCCAGCCGCAGACAAGACGCUCAUGACGACCCUCGUACUCUCCUUGGCUUACAAGGAAAUGCUGCCUCUCCCUCUUGCUGUCAUUAUCCUCGGCCGAGAUGUUCUGUUAAGUCUCUCCGCCUUUUACUACCGUUGGAUAUCUCUCCCACCACCGAAAACAUUUACGCGAUACUGGGACUUCUCUAUACCCUCGGCAGAAGUCCGCCCCACACAAAUAAGUAAAUACAAUACGUUCCUUCAACUACUCCUCAUGGGUGGCACGACCAUCAGUCCAAUCCUCCCCUUUGAGACGUACUUUAUUCUCAAGCCAUUACAAUGGAUUGUUGGAGGAACCACCAUCUGGAGCGGGCUGAGCUACGUCUUUUCGAAAGAUGCCGUCCGUAUCCUCUCAAACACGAACAAGAAGAGUUCAUAG
Serendipita indica DSM 11827 is the source of this 480-nucleotide messenger RNA. Lineage: Eukaryota; Fungi; Basidiomycota; Agaricomycetes; Sebacinales; Serendipitaceae. The record is from the annotation of a GenBank genome assembly.